Molecule: messenger RNA, 381 nt
Organism: Paraglomus occultum
Lineage: Eukaryota; Fungi; Glomeromycota; Glomeromycetes; Paraglomerales; Paraglomeraceae
Source: the annotation of a GenBank genome assembly
AUGCAGGCCUUGACCAAGUUUCUUGUAUGUCUUGGACUGGUUACUGUCCUAGCGCUUGUUAUAUAUGGCUAUGCUGAAUGGCUCAAAAAACUGCGUAUUGAUUCGUCCGUCGAAGAGUAUACGAUAAUACAAGGCGUACAAGAAGCGCUUUCAGCUAGUAUACAAACAUUUAGAGCACGGGUUGCCACGUUUGAAAAGCAUAUCUCAAAUUAUCAAGCACACAAAGCCGCAACUAGUCAAUAUGUCGUUAGUAAGGAAGAUGUCGAGCGCAGGGAACUGGUGCAACAGCUGGAAGAGAAGAAAGCGCUGAUUUUAGUUCAAUUGAGGAAAGACGGAGCAAUUGAAAAAGUUAAUAGUCUUUCGGAAAACAAGGUGCAAUAA